AUGACCCGGGCUGGGGCCGGUGCUGUCGUGACCGUCCCAGCAGAGGGCUCGGAGCGUUGUGCCAGUGCUGCUUUUGUCCCUGUGCAGUACGGCCUGUAUUCGUCCUUCAUGGGCUGCUUUGUCUACUGCUUCCUGGGCACCGCCAAGGACGUGACGCUGGGUCCCACAGCCAUCAUGUCGCUGCUUGUCUCUUCUUACGCGUUCCACGAGCCUGUCUAUGCCAUCCUGCUUGCCUUCCUCUCCGGCUGCAUCCAGCUAGCCAUGGGGCUCCUGCACCUUGGUUUCCUCCUGGAUUUCAUUUCCUGCCCCGUCAUUAAAGGGUUUACAUCGGCCGCUUCCAUCACCAUUAGCUUCAACCAGAUCAAGAACAUCCUGGGGCUGCAGGGGAUCCCUCGGCAGUUUUUCCUGCAGGUGUAUGAGACGCUGCGGAGGAUUGGGGAGACCAGGGCUGGGGACGCCAUCCUGGGGCUGGCCUGCCUGGCUGCGCUGGCAGGGCUCCAGGCGAUGAAGAGCCGCCUGCCCCGAGCUGCCCAUGCGGAGCCGCUGGCUGCCAGGGUCAGCUACCUGAUCGUCUGGACCUCCGCCACGGCACGCAACGCCCUCGUGGUCCUGUUUGCUGGCCUGGUUGCUUACUCCUUCCAGGUGAUGGGCUCCCAGCCGCUCACACUCACCGGCAGCAUCCCCCAGGGCCUCCCUGCCUUCCGCCUGCCACGCUUCUCCAUGGCUGCACCCAAUGGCACCAUCCCCUUCAGGAGCAUCGUGGAGGACAUGGGGGUCGGGCUGGCCGUGGUCCCGCUCAUGGGCCUGCUGGAGACGGUUGCGAUUGCCAAGGCGUUUGCCUCGCAGAACGAUUACAGGAUUGACCCCAACCAGGAGCUGCUGGCUAUGGGCUUCGCCAACAUCCUGGGCUCCUUCGUCUCAUCGUAUCCCAUCACGGGCAGCUUUGGCCGGACAGCAGUGAAUGCGCAAUCGGGCGUCUGCACUCCCGCAGGAGGGCUUGUCACAGGCGCCCUGGUCCUGCUCUCGCUGGCGUACCUCACCUCGCUCUUCUACUACAUCCCCAAAGCGGCGCUGGCUGCUGUCAUCAUCUCGGCUGUGGUCCCCAUGUUUGACGCUGGGAUCUUCAGGACUCUCUGGCGGGUUAAGAGGCUGGACCUUGUGCCCCUCUGCGUGACGUUCCUGCUCUGCUUCUGGGAGGUCCAGUACGGCAUCGUGGCUGGGGUGCUGGUCUCAGGGAUUCUCCUCCUCUACUCCAUCGCCAGGCCCCCAAUAAAGGUGUCGGAGGGGGACGUGCUCCUCGUGCAGCUGGGGAGCAGCCUGCACUUCCCAGCCAUCGAAUGCCUCCGGGACACCGUGUGUAGCCGCGCCCUGGCAGCAUCUCCACCACGCUCCGUCAUCCUGGACUGUUGCCACAUCAGCAACAUCGAUUACACGGUGGUGGUGGGGCUGGCAGAGCUGCUGCAGGAGCUGCGCAAGCACGGCCUCUCGCUGGCCUUCUGCAGGCUGCAGGACCCUGUUCUCCAAGUCCUGCUGUCCGCAGACUUAGAGGGAUUCCAGCAUUUCCCCAGCCGGGAGGAGGCAGAGCGGUGUGGAGGAGUAGAGCCAGGAGGCGGCGGGGCAGCCCCCUUCACCAGCACCACUGAGAGCUUGCUGCUGCCCGCCGGGCUCAUCCAGUGA
This is a messenger RNA of Nipponia nippon (crested ibis), 1677 nucleotides long. The record is from RefSeq and is a predicted model, not a curated record. NCBI's taxonomy places the organism in Eukaryota, Metazoa, Chordata, Aves, Pelecaniformes, Threskiornithidae.